Molecule: messenger RNA, 1164 nt
Organism: Durusdinium trenchii
Lineage: Eukaryota; Dinophyceae; Suessiales; Symbiodiniaceae
Source: the annotation of a GenBank genome assembly
UCUGCAUUGUCCCAGAGACGAUCACGUGGCGUACCGGUCCUGGGCCCGACCCAUGGCAUCGCCGCGGGAGAUGUCUCCACCCGCCGGGCGGCUGCACAACACCUACGCGCCGGUCGAGACGGAGAUUGCAGGCGAAUGCCGCAGACUGCUUGGAUGCAAUUUGGCCAUAGCAAUGCUUUGCGUGCUUUUCACGAUCUCUUGCCUCGUGGUCACGGUCAUCCUUGAUCCUGCAGCCAAGGUGAAGAAAGAUGCACAGCGAUCCAAAGCGGCUUCUGAGCUGUUCGUGGCGCCCUCCCCAGCCACAGAGUCCUGGAAGCCGGAGCCGUCCAGAGCAGAGACCCCACGGCCCAUCCUCACAGAGACCAGCACGGCCUGGCCAACGGUGACUGCAGCGUGGCCAAAGCCACCCACGUUGCCACCCACGGCGCCACCAAUGGUCUUGGUCACUGGGCCACCGAAUGCACCGGAAGCUUUGAGAUGGCAACCCACGCCAGAGCGAUUGAGCAGACCGGAGUUUGUCUCAGAGCCUGCGAGGGAAGAUGCUCCAGCGGCCAAACCAUCAUCAACGAGAGAGGACACCGUUUUGACGGCACCUGAGAAGUUCACAACGCUUGAGAAGACAAGAUCUGAAGGCAAUUUGCUUGUUCCUUUGCCCACUGCGGCUGGGGACAUCGUUUGAGGGUUCCUUCAUUGGAGAUGAUCUUUCUUAGGGGAGGUGGAUGAAGCUUUGCAGUUAAAGUUAAACUCCCGCACGCCUUUGUUUCCAUCCAACAGUUCCACAUUUGUGCGGGCUUGGCACUUCCAAAGCGCGUGGACGUUGUGCCAAAGAGAGGGCCAUUGCAAGUACGCGCUACUAAGCGGUUACUAAGCGGAAACUCUUUGGCGAGAACUGCUGACCACCCUCCCCAUUGAUGCUGAACACAUCUAGUUCAACCUUAACAGCUUGAUGAAUGUCAAGCAAGUAUGAUGCAUGGCACUUCAGCCGCUUCAGCGCAGCCAGCAACAGUUCUGUUGCUCAUGGUGCUGUAAGGGGUGCUCAAGCAGGAGCUUUAAAUUUCAGCAGGUCAGCUCUUAUCACACCAAAGAGGUUUUCGUGAACAAUUCAGCCCUGCGCAGACAACAGAUGCUGCCAGGUAAGCCUAGCAAACCUGGGGUUGCGGUGAA